AUGUUAGUGUCACCUGCAUUUUUAACUGCAGUAUUUUCUUCUGUGCUUUUGACAAACGUUCACGGAACACAUGGAUGGGACUAUUUUGUGUUCAGCUUAGAAUGGCCACCUACCUAUUGUUCUUCGCAUACUUGUAACCUACCUCGUCAUAUGAGACAACAAUUCAACAUUCAUGGAUUAUGGCCCACCAUCUGGCCGAAUGGUAGUCCGACAAACUGUUCCAGAAGUGAUUUUAAUGUGAAAAGUAUUGAGCCUAUUUAUAAAGACUUACAAACACAAUGGGCAAAUUUAGAGGAUUUUGAUGAUCCUGAAGACUUUUGGAAACAUGAAUGGAAUAAACAUGGAGUGUGUUCAGUGCAUAGUGCGGUUAUCUCGAAUGAGUUAGACUAUUUCAAUACAUCUCUGGCUAUUAAAGCAAAAGUGAAUUUAUUAAGACGUCUUGAGUCAAUUGGAAUCAAACCAAACAACAAAGUUAAUUUAAAGAGAGAUGGACUUCUUGUACAAUUGAAAAAGUUGUUCAAUGUAAAUGUAUUGAUUUAUUGUGCUUUAAAACAUCGUCAACCGGCAAAAUUGUCUGAAAUUCGUGUCUGUAUGAAUCCUUCUUUGGAUUUCAUCAGCUGUCCGAAAUCGGAAGAAACAGAAGAAGGAGAACACCAUAGCCAACAACAACAACAGCAAUACUCCGUUAAUGUUUGUUAUGCUGAUGAAUUCAGAGUUAAUAAUAAUAAUGAUGUCUGUGACACACACUUACCAUGGUUUAAUCUUUUUCCCAGUUGUCCAAGUCGACAAGAACAAAAAGGACAGCAGCAACAACCGAUGUGUACACUGCCAAUGUUAACAUCAAAUUCACCAUGUCCUGAAGAGUUAAUAUUUCCAGAUUUCACAUAA
Messenger RNA from Trichobilharzia regenti, 888 nucleotides. The record is from the annotation of a GenBank genome assembly. NCBI's taxonomy places the organism in Eukaryota, Metazoa, Platyhelminthes, Trematoda, Strigeidida, Schistosomatidae.